AUGACGUCUUCAAUGUCUGGACGGAUUCAGGUUGCCGUCUCCAGAACAACAACAACAAGAGGAACACCACGACAAAGAACUUUGAUGCGUGCUGCGGAAAUGGAAGCUGAUGCUGCUGAUGUUGAUGCGGAUGCCGAUGCGGAUGCGGAUGAUACGGCAGACAGCAUAACAUUGGAGCUGGCAUUGUCUCCGAAUACGCCCACGCCACCGCCCACCACAGCGGAUGAGGAUCUGGCUGAGCUCGACAACAGCAAGCCAUUUAAGGUCAAGGACAUUACAAGGAAUAUUCGCAAGGCCGUUGUGGCCACAACAUUGGCCGAGUUGCGGCUCAAGGUGUGCGCGAAGUUUCAACGUGUUCAGAAUCCGGCAAUUCAUUUGGACUGCGAUGGCACCGAAAUUGAUGAUGAGGAAUACUUUUCCACACUAGAAUCAAAUGCUGAGUUGAUUGCCGUUUUUCCCGGUGAACAGUGGCGGGAUCCCAGUGAUUAUAAUGCAAAUAUGCGUCGCACUUCGUUGGAUGCUCAGCGUUUGCGAAAAUUGGUGGGAAAACUACAGCAAAAUUUACUGAACGAUGCUGAUUUGGAUAAACUAUCAAAUAUGGAUCCCAAUUCGUUGGCUGAUAUCACAGGACGUGAGCUGAAGGACAGUGAUUACUGUGUGCAGAGCGAAACAGCACGAAGAUCAACGGAAUUAUCCUGUUAAAGGAGUUUUUUGCACUUGGAAUAUUCGUAUUUGUGUCCCUUUA
This is a messenger RNA of Drosophila innubila, 745 nucleotides long. RefSeq lists its product as uncharacterized. The transcript is spliced from 4 exons. Gene Ontology annotation, biological process: apoptotic process; regulation of apoptotic process. The record is from RefSeq and is a predicted model, not a curated record. Lineage: Eukaryota; Metazoa; Arthropoda; Insecta; Diptera; Drosophilidae. The coding region runs from base 1 to 702 and encodes 233 amino acids.